This is a messenger RNA of Ambispora gerdemannii, 1380 nucleotides long. The record is from the annotation of a GenBank genome assembly. NCBI's taxonomy places the organism in Eukaryota, Fungi, Glomeromycota, Glomeromycetes, Archaeosporales, Ambisporaceae.
AUGGCUUCCAUUACCGUUAACGGCACACCGAAAAAUACCGGCAUAUUGGCCGUAGAAAUUUAUUUUCCAAAGAGAUAUGUGGAACAAGCUGAACUCGAAAAAUUCGAUGGUGUUUCCUCGGGAAAAUACACCAUUGGUCUCGGUCAAACGAGAAUGGGUGUUUGUGACGACCGUGAAGACAUUAAUUCGGUAGCAUUAACAGCUGUACAAAACUUGGUUGAAAAAUACAAUAUCUCCUACAAAGAUAUUGGCCGAUUGGAAGUCGGUACCGAGACAAUAAGUAUGAUUGAUUAUCAGCAUUUACUCUACAAUCUUGAUAAAUCAAAAGCAGUAAAAACUGUAUUGAUGCAACUUUUCACGGAAUCAGGAAACACCGAUGUCAUGGGCAUUGAUACAACUAACGCAUGUUAUGGAGGUACUGCUGCACUUUUCAAUGCUGUUCAUUGGGUCGAGUCAUCUUGGUGGGAUGGACGUUACGCGCUUGUUGUUUCCGGAGAUAUUGCAGUUUAUGCAUCUGGACCUGCCAGACCAACUGGGGGUGCAGGAUGCAUCGCAUUACUUAUUGGUCCUAAUGCACCUAUUGUACUCGAAAGCGGACUUCGCGGAACACAUAUGGAACAUGUUUGGGAUUUCUAUAAACCUGAUUUAAAUUCAGAAUUUCCAGUGGUUGAUGGCCACUUCAGCAAUUUAUGCUAUUUGAAAUCAUUAGAUAUUUGUUACAAUCGGUACAUAGAAAAACUAGUGGCCAAAGAUAAAUCUGCAAGGCCAAAUCUUGGCUCGAUCGAUUAUGUUCUUUUUCACGCUCCUUAUUGUAAAUUGGUGCAAAAAGCUUUUGCACGUUUACAAUUCAACGACUUUGUGCGCAAUCCAGACGACAAACAAUUUCAAAGUGUUGCCAAUUUCAAGGGUAUUGAGAUUGAAAGUUCUUUGGAUUCAAAAGACUUGGAAAAGGCUUUUGUAAAUCUUUCUAAAGAAGAGUAUACGAAAAAUGUGUUACCUGGUCUAUUUGUCGCCACUCAAAAUGGCAAUAUGUACACCGCUUCUUUAUACGGUUCGCUUGUCUCACUUUUAGGCGAAACGCCCUCUGAUCAGUUGGCAAGCCUUGCUGCUACAUUCUUUUCUAUAAAAAUUAUUGCGCCGAUCACAACCAUCGCCAAAAACCUAAACAUCAAAAAUCGGCUCGAUUCUCGAGUCAAAAUUUCACCAGAGAAAUUUAACGAAAUUAUGCGUCUAAGAGACGAAUCGCAUUUAAAAAAAGAUUUCAGUCCUGUUGGCGAUAAAAGUCCAGUCUCGGAUUCCUUUUUCGGGGGUACCUACUAUCUUACUCGUAUUGAUGAUAAAUGGAGACGAUUUUAUCAGCGUACUCCACAUAAACAAUAA